Messenger RNA from Gadus macrocephalus (Pacific cod), 1055 nucleotides. RefSeq lists its product as uncharacterized. The transcript has 6 exons. The coding region runs from base 28 to 813 and encodes 261 amino acids. The record is from RefSeq and is a predicted model, not a curated record. NCBI's taxonomy places the organism in Eukaryota, Metazoa, Chordata, Actinopteri, Gadiformes, Gadidae.
UGGAAGAACGACGUUAUUGCAGGGCUGAUGGAUCUGCAGGCAGCAGCAGCUACAUUACUUCUACUAGUGUGCGGGGCAAACUGUUUGUCCGUGACCAUCCUGAACCCCGACCCCUCCCAUGUGAUCCGGGGCUCCAACCUGGUCCUCCGUGCCCGCAUCGACCACGGGCCCCUGGAGACGGUUGCCACGGUGACCUGGGAGCGGGAGCCGGAGACGGGAGACGCCAAGGGUAGAGAGGUGCUGGCCUCCUGCUCCCCGGGGGGGCCGGCGUGCCCUGGUCACAUGACCCUUGACGGGCAGCUUACGUCGCUGAGCGUCAACUCGUUCAGCGGAGACGACGGAGGGAUUUACUCGCUGACGGUGUCCGACCAGACGGGGCUUCCCUCCAGGGCCUACUGCGUCGUCCGCGAAUACGAGCCGGUGCAUCACGUGUCCGUGGGCGUCAACGACUCCCACUCGUCGCUGGUCUGCACCGAGGCCUGGGGCACCGACCCCACCUUCAGCUGGCUCCACGACAGGGCCGCCGUCACCGCCGCGCUGGGCCGCGUCUCCCCCGACGGCAAGACGCUGGCGGUCAGCCACUCGCCGCUCUGCGGCCACUUCACCUGCGUGGUCAGCAACAAGCUGGGCUACAGCUCGGCGACGUACACCGCAGCUCCCUGCGAGGCCGUGGAGUCUAGGGGCGUCGCGAUAGCGGUGGUGUGCGUCGUGAUGCUGCUGCUGCUGGCUAUGGGGAUGGCAGCUCUCAUGUGGUGGAGGCGGCGACUGCUCCGAAGCAGAGGAGAAUGUCUGCACAACCUGCUGGAAACCUGACCCCUAGAGUCACCCGCCCAUACAGGAAGUGGCCUGACCACUAGGGGUGGACUUCCUGUCCAUUCAGUGCUUUGGACAAUGUGAAGUGUGCACGGAUUCUAACGAUGGACUUAUUCAUUUUUAUACUUCACAAACACGACUAACCCUUUAUUCCAAUCAGAACUAAUUUUGUAACGCAUUUUUUUUUACAUGGUAUUGGUCUAAUGGGAGGCAGAAUAAAGCCCUGCAAUGUGACUCCCUCA